Messenger RNA from Galleria mellonella (greater wax moth), 1779 nucleotides. RefSeq names its product coiled-coil domain-containing protein 63-like. Bases 77 to 1771 code for a protein of 564 amino acids. NCBI's taxonomy places the organism in Eukaryota, Metazoa, Arthropoda, Insecta, Lepidoptera, Pyralidae. The record is from RefSeq and is a predicted model, not a curated record. The transcript is spliced from 12 exons.
UCACACAAAUCAAGUUGGUCGCUGUAAUAUUAUUUUAGAAAAGCAAAUUUUUACAUAAUUUAUAAAUUCUUAAAGUAUGGAAGGUUCCCAAUCUUUGGAGACGCAGACCAGUGACAUGGAACUGAUGAAAAAGAUGGAGGACGACCAUUUAAGACUUCAAAGACAAGUACGAAUGAUACAAAUUGACCGACUCCAUCGAACUAUGGGUGUGCAUCCUCAGUUUAGACGCCAAGAUCAACUAUUGAGGACUCUCAAGAAGGAAUAUAUCAAUCUAAUCAAAGACUUAAAGAUAGCGAGGUCUGGAGCGCACAAGAAAAAGGACAAGCGAAUGAGAAGUGAGCUCACGAGAGCACUGCUGAUUAGAAUUAAAACAGAAUUCGAUUGCGAAGCUGGUCUAACCACGAUGCAUCAGAUCGAUGGUUUGCUCCAUGACAACAGCAAGGAAAUGUUAUCACUGAGAAAACGCACCAAUGCCAAUGAAGGGCAGAUUGAAAAACGAAGACAACAAAGUGAAAAUCGACUGGUAUCAAUGGAGAACCGGCUAGAAGCUGCCAAGCUAAGGUUUAACGCUGUACAGUAUGAAAACAAGAAGAUUAGAGAGGAGAUUGAACACAUGUUGAAAGAUAGAGCAGCGUUCAAUCAGGCGUGGGACAAAUUGAUGGGUGCGCUGAGUAAAGGAAAGAAAUUCCUCAUAGAUUUAUUCGAAUCAUCUACAUUAGCAUAUGACCAGAGGGACGAAUGGUGCACUAAGUUGCGCUCUCUACAGGAGAAGGGAAAGAUGGACCAAUCACUUCAAGUUCAGGAAAUGCGGGAACUACAAAAAUAUUUUGACCAUGAAAUGAAAUUAUACAAUUUCUUGGCAAAAAAGGGUAUCAUAAGAAUUAACAAAAAGCAAGAGCAGAAAGAAGAAGAACAGAAAAUAAAGGAAGAAGAAAAACUAGAGAGAGAAUAUAAUAAACAUUGCAAAAUCUUGACAGAAAUUCAUAAUUAUACAAAUGAAGUAAACACGAAAAAAAUAAUCAUGAAUUUCCAAGAUAUAGAACAUACCAACUUCUCUAUGUAUAAACUGCUGACAGAGUAUUGCGCGGAGAAUGAAGUGCUCAAUCGUGAGCUUAACCGCGUCAGACAACUAGUAGUUGAUCGUCGAGACUGGAAUGAAAUGAUGGAAGCCAGAAGAACGGAGAAGUUGCAAGCGUUGAGGGAUGACUUGGAGAAUAAAAAGAAAAUUACAAAUGAAUUGAGAGGCAGACUAGAAGAAAAAAAUCUAUUAUUAAAUGAUACAAUGGCAAAAAUAGAAGAAAUUUUCAAAAUGUUAGAUUGUUCGUUGGAACCGUUCCAAAACCUUCUUGGUAACAAGCAACCCUCACUGCGCCGACUGAACUUGACUUUGAGACUCAUAACAGACAAAAUUAAGGAGCACAUAGAAACCGUUUAUUAUUAUGAACGUUUUAUACAAAAGAAAAGUGAUAAGAGCAAUACAUCUCGUUUGAAGAAAUAUACUGUGCACGCAGAACAACGGCCGUCUUACACUCCUUUGCCUAUCAACUUGAUAAUCCCUGGGGAUCCAUGUCCUUCAUGUGUAGAGGCCCGUUGGAUGUCCCGAGUAACCGAUACUCAAGAAGUACCAUUCAACCACAAGAUGGCACUACAGGCGUUGACAGAGUUAAGCACAGACCCAGCUUUCAUGACAAGCGACCGAGUCCACCCACUCACCGAGUGUCGAGUAUCGCGCAGUCGACUUAUACUAGCCCGCACGUACAUGAGUUAUUGAAAUGAGCA